AUGGAGCCCGAUUCCCCUUCCCGCCGCCCGAUUCCCCUUUCCCACCACCUGAUUCCCCUUUCCCGCUGCCCGAUUUCCCGUUCCCGUCGCCCGUUCUCCCCUUCCCGCCUCCCAUUCAUCCCUUCCCACCUCUCGUUCAACCCUUCCACCUCCCAUUCUCCUCUGCCCGCCUCCCAUUCUCCCCUUCCCGCCUCCCAUUCUUCCAUUCCCGCCUCCCAUUCUCCCCUUCCCGCCUCCCAUUCUCCCCUUCUCGCCUCCCAUUCUCCCCUUCCUGCCUCCCUUCUCUCCCUUCCCUCCUUUCCCUCCCUUCUCUCCCUACCCUCCCUUCUCUCCCUUCCCUCCCUUCUCUCCCUUAUCACCCUUGCCUCCCUUAUCUUCCUUCCCUCAAUUCCCUCCCCUCCCUUGAUUGCCUUCCCUCCCUUCUCUCCCUUCCCUCCCUUCUCUCCCUUCCCGCCCUUCCCUCCCUUCUCUCCCUAA
This is a messenger RNA of Closterium sp. Naga37s-1, 477 nucleotides long. The record is from the annotation of a GenBank genome assembly. NCBI's taxonomy places the organism in Eukaryota, Viridiplantae, Streptophyta, Zygnematophyceae, Desmidiales, Closteriaceae.